Molecule: messenger RNA, 894 nt
Organism: Drepanopeziza brunnea f. sp. 'multigermtubi' MB_m1
Lineage: Eukaryota; Fungi; Ascomycota; Leotiomycetes; Helotiales; Drepanopezizaceae
Source: RefSeq, a predicted model, not a curated record
AUGUCCUCCCACGAAGACGACGGCCCUUCCCCCCUUACGAGAAUCGCUCAAUUGGAGUCCCUCGUAGAGCAAUUACGAAUGGCCCCUCGCCAGCGCAAAUGCGUCCUUCCUGAUCCCGAUAAGUUCAACGGUACGGUUCAGCGGUGGGAUACUUGGCUCCCUUCAAUCAAGGCCAAGCUUCUUGUCGACGGUGAAGCUCUUGGCGGACCCACUGCGCAGUUCUACUACGUUUACUUCAAUAUGGAACCCGGUCCCCAAGCAAUGGUUUUGACUCAAUUGGCCUCAGCUCAAGACUCCGGCAAUUGGGACUACAAUACUCUUCUGGAUCAGCUCGCUCUCGCUUACGACAAUCCAAACAAAAUUCAAGAAGCUAAAGAUAAGCUGCUUGCUUGCAAGCAAGGUACGGACGCUCUCCAUAUCUACGUCUCACGCUUCGAACGACUUUUGCACGCUGCUCGCUGUCAGACCUGGCCCGACGCUAAUAAGAUUAUUGCGUUCCGCAAUGGUCUAAACUCAACUAUACGGACCCGUCUGAAUGGCCAAUUGACUCUCCCAACUACGUAUACUGAAUACGUGCACGUCACUCAGCAGCUUGGACGCUCUUCCGGCUCUUCCGGCCCUUCCGGCCCGUCCCACGGAUUUUCUCGACCUUCGGCACCUUCGGCCCCUCUUCAAAACCGCCCUCGCACGUCAACGGGCCCUUCCCCCGGCGACCCAAUGGACCUUUCAGCAGUCGAACGCGCUCAACAACUCGAGCAAUUGCAGCACGCCAACGAGCUCGGCGCUAUAAAGCUUAUCGACGCUCACGAGGCUGACCAAACUCAGCUGUUGGAAGAACGAUACCCCACUCUCCAGCAUGCUCCUCACAGCACUCUUGAUCAGCGCGAAGCUUAG